Rana temporaria (common frog) is the source of this 2709-nucleotide messenger RNA. It is a transcript of the gene LAYN, whose product is annotated as layilin. The record is from RefSeq and is a predicted model, not a curated record. Gene Ontology annotation, molecular function: hyaluronic acid binding. The transcript is spliced from 9 exons. NCBI's taxonomy places the organism in Eukaryota, Metazoa, Chordata, Amphibia, Anura, Ranidae. Bases 1006 to 2142 code for a protein of 378 amino acids.
GGGAUUUUACUGCUUCUCCGAGACACUAAACAAGGGGUUUAUUUUAUUCCAUUGGCAAACUGGAACUGGUAAUAUGAAGUAUACUUGCAUUCGCUCCAUGAAUAGUUUCUUUUACACAUUCCAUCUCCUCGGUUUCUACACAGCAGGAUUUUCUACGUUUACAGUUCAUUCUGGCUGCAGCGUACAGUCGCUGCUCUGCAGCAGGGGAAAAGGAAAUAGUCUUCAGCUUUUGAAUACACUGUGCCUAAGAUAGAAAAAAGAGAGGACUGCAGAGCGAGGAACAUUCAGCCUCUCACUCCGGCCGUAUCAAACACCUACAAAUUUUAUGAUGAAUCAAGAAUAUGGAUCUCACUUACUGGGGACUGCAGAGCCGGCGUUGAUCCCAAACUCCCCCUGAAGCCUCAGCAUUAUGGAUAUUUUCUGCUGAGUACGAUUUCUAGAGAGGAACUCCUGAAAAGUUAAACACCUCGGUGUGUGUGCAGAGACUUUGUGCUGACGCAGCCUGGAGCAAGAAAAGAAAAAUGUCCAUUUUUUGUAAAUGCUAAGAUAUCAAUUGAAAACAUCACAAGUAGCCAGAAAUCAUUUAGGGAUGGAACCUUAGCAUCUGGAUUUAAAGUAUAUGUCAGCUACUCCUGGAAGCAGCUUUAACAACGGCAACAAUCAAUCAAGAAGGUUUUAAGAAGUCAUUGCUUUCAAGUAAUUAAACUGACAGGGCUCAGCUUUGGGACUCCCGUCAAUUUCUUACUUUAAUGAAGCAGAAAUCGAGCAGCUGCUUGGAUUGGUUUGGCGGAGGCUGAAUCCUGCCCCUCCAGAAAUGUGUCUGAUAGAAUUCUAUUGAUCAGAGAUGCAGUAGUGAGUGGUGGGACUUCAGUGAAGGGGGACCUAGAAGAUGCUCUGCCUUCCCUGCACAUCUGGACUAUAAGCAUCAGCACCACUGAGCUGUGAACUUGAAUGUCAUAUCACACAUCCGAGAUACCACUCCUACUAUAAAACACAAGUGGAAUAAUGGAUCUUCUCAAAGCUUUUUUCAGCAUUAUCAUUUUCUGCUUCCAUUUUUGUAAAGGAACAAGACUGCAAAGUGUGCAUAGGAUGCAUAAACCAGGACAAAUUAUUUGCAAACAAGGAACACAGAAGCCAUGUUACAAAGUCAUUUAUUUUCAUGAUACAUCAAGAAGGCUGACGUUUCAGGAAGCUCAGGAUGAAUGUAGACGGGAUGGUGGUUACCUGAUAAUUAUCAAGUCUGAAGCAGAGCAAAGAUUUAUACAGAAGCUCGUUCAAAGCAUCACUGGUUCUGAUGGUGACUUUUGGUUGGGUCUCAGAAGAAUUGAUGAGGACUCUCCAAGCUCCAGCGACUGCCAGAGUCUGUACUCUUGGGUUGAUGGCAGCAAACCCACAUUUUGGAAUUGGUAUGUGGAUGAGCCAUCAUGUGGGAGUGAGGUGUGUGUUGUCAUGUAUUAUCAGCCAUUGACUUCUCCUGGUGUUGGUGGGCCUUAUAUGUUUCAAUGGAAUGAUGACCGAUGUAACAUGAAGAAUAACUUCAUAUGUAAAUAUUCAGAAGAAAAGACUGCUCGUCCCCCCACAAGAAACGUGUCAUUAUCAUAUAUUGAUAAUGGAGCAGUUACUACCAAGGAUCCAGAAAUAUCCAUCAAAAACACCAAUGAGACAGCAAAAGAAGCUGCAGAGACCUAUUUCCAUUUCGUUCUCAUUGCAACAAUCCCAGUGCUGACACUCUUUUUGAUUUUUAUCGGAGUUCUGUGUUGCUGCUUCAUAGAAAGAAGAAAACAGCAAAGAAGUGAAACAGUUGUUAAAGAGCCCAGCUUUUGGAUGUCCACACACAGAAGGAACAGCCCUAACCUGGAGAUCUACAACGUCAUAAAGAAGCAGAUGGAUGCAGACUUAGCAGGAACAAGGCCAGAUAUCAGCAAUACUUCUUUUCGGGUGCCAUCUGGGGAGAUCUCGCCUAUAGACAAUCUCUCUGGUGAAUAUGAUAAUAUGGCAGGAAACCAUUCAGAGAGUGGCUUUGUAACACUAGCCAGCACAGAAAGUGGCUUUGUCACCAAUGAACUGUAUGAGCUGUGUAACGACAGGUAUGGGAGAAGCACAGAAUCUGGAUGGGUUGAAAAUGAAAUCUAUGGAUAUUAGAUGAGAAACAAUGGACUAAAUACAUCACAAAUGCAGACAAUGUUCCAACAAUAAUCAGAGGAAAAUGACUAGGAUUCUGCAAUUUUUUAUGAAACGAAAUGCAUCAUGGAAUUCUACAUCUGAAAAUAGAACUGUUGUUUAUUUUCUGCAACGGAUUUGCAUUAAAUUUGAACAAUUUCCAAGUCAACAAAUUUGCUGUCUGUUAAAAUGUCAUGCAUGGGCAAACACUCUUACUUUAAUUUUACUAAAAUAAUUAAUUGUGGAAGUUUCAACUGCAUAUUUCCAUUUUACCACUAGAUGUCACUACUUACAAAGAAACAAGGAAAGAUUUGCAAGUGCAGUCUUCAAAACCGCUAACUGCACAAUUAAUUGUACAUUUAUCUUGUACUGGGUUAAGCCAAUGGAACAAAGCUACCUCAAAUGAAAACUCCAGUCUAGCAAAACAUUCUCCGUGAAGCAUUAUUUUAGUUUAUUUUGAUAAUAUUGGAUGGUUGCAUAUACUAUACACAUCUUCAAAAAGCAUUGUUCUGAUGUAAAAAUAAAAUAUGGUUCUUGAUUAAAUGCAAA